GCCACAGUUGAUAUUUUCUCGUAAAGAAAAUUCAACCCUCAAAGAGCACAACUGGAAUGUCUGUAUUCCUUUGGGGAUCACUAACAUGCAGCUGCUGAUCAUUGUUCUCACUGUGUGGGCUUCCUGUGCUCAUGGGCAAGGAAGAACUUGUGAUUUUCCAGUUAUAAAACAUGGAGGCAUAAAUGAUGGGGACAGAUAUAAGCAAAUGUUUCCAGUUGAUACUGGAAAAUAUUUUUACUACUCCUGUGAUCAUAAUUAUGCAUCUCCUCCACAAUUAAUCUGGACACGAAUAACCUGUACAGAGGAGGGCUGGUCACCUACACCACAGUGCCUCAGGCAUUGCAUUUUGCCUUGGGUGGAAAAUGGUGAUUCUGAGAAGUCAGGAAAAGUACUGUUAGAAGGUGAAAUGGCACAAAUUGACUGUAAGGCAGGCUACAGCCUCUCAAAUAAUCUGAAAACUAUAGCAUGUACAGAAAAUGGCUGGUCCACUCCACCUAUAUGCAGUCUAUAUCGAACAUCUUGUGAUAUUCCAGUAAUUAGGAAUGGAUUUCUACUUGAUGGUACUAUGUCCAGAAGAAUUCGUUUAUAUGGCUGUCUUGAAAAUUUUUUGACUCCUUCAAAGCGUAAGAUGGGUAUCAUCAGGUGCACACCAACAGGAUGGGAGCCAAAAGUGCCCUGCAUCAGAAAAUGCACUUUUAAUAAUUUGGAAAAUGGAGAGAAUCCACAGACAGAAGAAAUAUAUUACCAAGGUCAAUCUAUAAAUGUUCAAUGUCAUUCUGACUUUAGGCUACAAAAUCAGGAGAACAUAAUGACAUGUACAGAGAAUGGCUGGAACCCUCAUCCCAUAUGUGUCCCUAGAAAAUCUUGUAAUAGACCAGUAUUUGAGAAUGCCUGGACACAAAAUAAUGCCUCGUGGUUUAAGAUCAAUAAUCAGCUUCAGUACAACUGCUCUCCUGGAUAUGAAGACAAAGAUGGAAACACCACUGGUUCUAUAAUGUGUGGUGAUCAUGGUUGGUCUGAUAAACCGACUUGUUUUGAUCCUCAAGAAAAAUGUGGACCUCCUCCGGCUAUUGACAAUGGAGAUAUUACCUCAAUGCCAUUAAAAAAAUAUGUUCCAAGAUCACAAGUUGAGUACCAAUGUCAGUCCUACUAUAAACUUCAGGGAAAUAGGUAUAUAGUAUGUAGAAAAGGAGAGUGGUCAACACCACCAAAUUGUUUAGAUCCAUGUAUAAUAUCAGAAGAAACCAUGAAUAAGCAUAAUAUACAGAUACAGAAAACAGAUGGAGAAACAAUUUAUUUUCAAUCAGGAGAACCUGUUAAGUUUAUGUGUAAACAUGGAUAUCGUAGGCAAUCUGAACCUAAUUUAUUUCAAGCAACCUGUGUAAAAGGAAAAAUAGUAUAUCCAAAAUGUGAAUAAAAAUACUUAAAAUUUUA
Molecule: messenger RNA, 1434 nt
Organism: Suncus etruscus (white-toothed pygmy shrew)
Lineage: Eukaryota; Metazoa; Chordata; Mammalia; Eulipotyphla; Soricidae
Product: complement factor H-related protein 3-like
Exons: 8
Coding region: 86-1417 (443 amino acids)
Source: RefSeq, a predicted model, not a curated record